Molecule: messenger RNA, 1162 nt
Organism: Carlito syrichta (Philippine tarsier)
Lineage: Eukaryota; Metazoa; Chordata; Mammalia; Primates; Tarsiidae
Gene: PARVG
Product: parvin gamma
Exons: 12
Coding region: 1-981 (326 amino acids)
Biological process (GO): cell projection assembly; establishment or maintenance of cell polarity; substrate adhesion-dependent cell spreading
Cellular component (GO): focal adhesion; cytoplasm; actin cytoskeleton
Molecular function (GO): actin binding
Source: RefSeq, a predicted model, not a curated record
AUGGAGCCAGAGUCCCUCUACAACCUGCUUCAGCUCCCCAGGCAGGUGGACCCGCCAGCGGAAGCCGAGCUCCCACAAGGAGAAAAGAAGAAAUACCUGCCACCCACCUCCCGGGAGGACCCCAAAUUUGAAGCACUGCAAAAGGUGCUGGUGGAGUGGAUCAACGCCACCCUCCUCCACGAGCACAUCGUGGUGCGCAGUCUGGAAGAGGACAUGUUUGACGGGCUCAUCCUGCACCACCUCUUCCAGAAGCUGGCGGCCGUCAAGCUGGAAACAGAGGCUAUCGCCCUGACGGCCGCCAGCCAGAGACGCAAGCUCGCGGUGGUCCUGGAGGCUGUGAACCGGGGUUUACAGCUGGAGGAGCCGCAGGCCAAGUGGAGCAUGGAGGCCAUCUUCAACAAGGACCUGCUGGCCACACUGCACCUCCUCGUGGCCCUGGCCAAGCACUUCCAGCCCGACCUGCCCCUCCCGACCAACGUCCAGGUGGAGGUCAUCACCAUCGAGAGCACCAAGAGUGGUCUGAAGUCAGAGAAGUCGGUGGAACAACUCACAGAAUGCAGCACAGACACGGACCAGUCUUCGAAGGACGUCUUUGAUGAAUUAUUUAAGCUGGCUCCAGAGAAGGUGAACGCAGUGAAAGAGGCCAUUGUGAACUUCGUCAACCAGAAGCUGGACCGCCUGGGCCUGUCUGUGCAGAAUCUGGACAGCCAGUUUGCGGAUGGAGUCAUCUUACUCUUGCUGAUUGGGCAACUGGAAGGCUUCUUCCUGCACUUAAAGGAAUUCUACCUCACUCCCAAUUCUCCUGCAGAAAAGCUGCACAACGUCACCCUGGCCCUGGAGCUGCUGAAGGAGGAAGGUCUGCUCAGCUACCCCGUCAGCCCUGAGGACAUCGUGAACAAGGAUGCCAAGAGCACCCUGAGGGUGCUCUACAGCUUGUUUUCCAAGCACAAGCUGAAAGCAGACGUGGAUGGGACACCCUGAGGAGCCUCGAAGUAACCCUCGCUGUCCCCCAGAGCUCGGAGCCUGCCUGCCCGCCCCGCUGGACAGCCCAAAGCCACAGGGGCUUCCCCACAAUUCUGCUAUUCCCAUGUGUGUGACCUGUCUGCCCUCCCACCCUGGCUCCUGUGUCCCUCUGUCUAAGUAUUUUGAACUCACUGGUGUG